AUGGGCGACACGCUGACAUUGCUGUCUGUCCAUACUGACCUGGAGCAUGCUGUUACCCUGGCUUCUCAAGCAAAAGUCAAGGAGGCCUUGGAUUUAUGCUCUUCAGUCAUGGAGGUUGUUUGUACACAUAUCGAAAUAUUAGGUUUGGUUGACCCUGAUGAGCCAGGCUCACCCCACUCGCCAACCACUGAAAAGGCAGCUGCACUCUUGUUGGGCGGAUUUGACCGUCUUGGAUCUGAAACUACAUCUAAACCCUCAACCACUGCUCAUCCAAAAACAGCUGCAGUAAACCAUAGCCAACACAAUAACAAGGUGCUGGAUUCUGAAUCCACUGCCAAGAGCAACAGUCAUGUCAAGGGUGAUUUGGCAAAUACAAACACUGGCACACAUUCAUUCUCUUGGGCAACUCAAGGAAGCGAUCUAAUGCCAUUGACAGUAGCACAUCGUAUCGAGUUUUGGCAGCAGGUUAAUAGUACAUGGCUUUUAGCAAUUCGAUGCGCAGGAACAUCGACAGAGAUGGAUUUGUUGCGUCAAGACACAACUGUGUUUACAGGUUCAAGGCGUGGAUCUAGAAGUCGCAGCAUUCGAGGAUCAAAGGCAUCAGCAACUGCUGCUGCGGCGGAUGCCGCUUCUACAGCUCAUGCUCUUAAUCUAUCCACAGCUACGGCAAAUGGUAAUGCAAAAACAGACUCAUCUCAGGCAGAUACCGAAGGCGAUCUGAGUUCUGCCAUGUUGAUCAAGGAUUGGAUCAUGCUUCGAGAUAACAUCAUCUCCUGUGGUGAUGUAUUGGAACUCUAUGGAUUGGUAGACUAUACGAUGGGGUUUGCAGAGUUGGAAAUUGUCGAGGCUAUUCAUGCACAAAUAAGCCGAAUGUAA
This is a messenger RNA of Batrachochytrium dendrobatidis JAM81, 876 nucleotides long. RefSeq lists its product as uncharacterized. Bases 1 to 876 code for a protein of 291 amino acids. The transcript has a single exon. NCBI's taxonomy places the organism in Eukaryota, Fungi, Chytridiomycota, Chytridiomycetes, Rhizophydiales. The record is from RefSeq and is a predicted model, not a curated record.